Messenger RNA from Marchantia polymorpha subsp. ruderalis, 1504 nucleotides. Lineage: Eukaryota; Viridiplantae; Streptophyta; Marchantiopsida; Marchantiales; Marchantiaceae. The record is from the annotation of a GenBank genome assembly.
UUGGGUUGUUCGAGAAAACCCCGAAGGUUCCAGUAACGAACCAGCGGUGACUGACGGGGCGGGGCAGGACGCUCGCAGCAAGAGAGGAAGAGCGCGAGCUGUGGAAGCGUGUUCUCGAAGGAACUGUCCGUCCAGGCAGAGAAUGUUCCAGAAAAACCCCUCUUACACUCUUGUCUAGAAUCUUCGUUCCGUCUUCCUUAUGUUGCAAGCGAUCCAUCGAGUGCGCGAUUAUUUCAAUCUCUCAUCCUUUUAUCUCUCCAACUCUCGUCUCCUGCGGUCUAUUUUCUUCGUCGUGUGCAUUCUUUGUGCUCAAGGCGGGCUUCUUCGCAAACUUCGGAGUCUAAGAGUGGCUCGAUCUUCACGAGAACACUUGGAUUGAUCGUUCUGAUACGCGGGUCGCUUGAAUUCGUGGCGAUUGUGAGCGGUCGUCUCUCUCUAAAUCUCCAAUCAUCUGAAUCGUCCGCCGUGCUUUUUCGUCUUCUGGUGUUGCAUAUAGUCCAAAAUUUUGGUGCGUGUGAGACGACUUGACAUCAAUUGCAACAGAGGAUAGGAGGACAUAAUGCCGAUGCGAGGAGCAGGUCCGGUGACACAGGAUUGGGCGCCUGUAGUUAUACACAAAAGACCGACAAAGGCCUCGGAUGCACGCGAUCCUAAAGCUGUGAACGCUGCUUUGAGAUCUGGUGUUGGAGUGUCCGUCACCAAGAAAUUCGAGGGAGGCACAAACAAAAAAACUCCUCAGACAGCCAUCAAUGCGCGCAAACUCGAGGAGGAAACGGAACCCGUCACCUUUGAAAGAGUCGCAACAGAAGUGAAACACGCGAUUCAAAAGGCGCGUCUUGAGAAGAAGUGGACACAAGUGGAAUUAGCAAAGCUUAUCAAUGAGCCUCCUAAGGUUGUUCAGGAAUACGAGUCUGGUAAAGCAAUUCCCAACCAACAGAUCCUUGGGAAGAUGGAGAAAGUACUCGGCGUUAAACUUCGAGGGAAAUUGAAAUGAUGUCGUCUAUCUCGCGGAAAGAUCGCAUGCUGACUCCAGUUUCAGGCAAAGAGGUGGAGGUUACGUUCGGACUGCAUCUUCAAUCGCAUGCCGUAAAGUUCAUGGGAAGGAGUCAGGUUGAUGACAAACUUUAUUCCAAGCGAAUCUUUUACAACCUGAAUUCUUUUCUGCAACCGAAAAGGAAGAGCAGAUUCACCAUCUUCCGGAGAAGCACUUAUGCGAUCAUUUACUUGUACAAAAAUUUAAAUUGUGGAUACUUCUAGAUCGCGUCAUGUGAAGAAGAUAGAAAUGAGCGCAUCUGAAAUCAGGUCACAUAGAGAGUACGAAGAGUAAGAGGAAUAGAUCAAAUUUACCAAAAUGAUCUUGUGAUCGAUGAUCAAAUACACUGUUGUGUUCUGAUAGACGAUUGAACGCUCUUUAAUAUAAGCAUUAACAUGUCAGAAAUUUAUCACUCUUUCAACAUCUCAAGAUAGUGAGUUGGAAAUUUGGAUGAUUAACAUGCGGAAACAG